AGCAGAAUUCCCCAACCCACCAAGGAUUUGAGACCCAUGAGCUAUCACCUGGUUUAGCCGGCCGGUUGAAGCCGUUGCUUGGAUCCUGGCCUCUGUUGCAUGCUGGCAGCUUCUGGAAGCCACAGGACUUCUUCUCAGCCCACCCUGAGGAAAGUGAUGGAGAAGACAAGUCAGAAUUUCGGGGGACCGGGCACCUUUCGUUUCAUUAGGAAUAGACAUCAAAAUGUGUGAAAUGUGUAAUAUGCUUCACUGAAUGAGCACAAAUAGCUCACAUCAACUAUCUCAAAGAGAGAAGAAACCAUUUAAAGGUAUGGAGAGUGGAAAGAGUUUCACUGAUAGUGGAACACUUAGAACACAUCAGCGAACUCACAUGGGCAAGAAAGGAUUCCAAUGCAAGGAGUCUGGAAAGAGCUUCAAUCAGAGUGGACAGCUCAAUAUUAAUCUACAGACUCACACAGGGGAGAAACCAUUUAAAUGUUUGGAGUGCGGAAAGAGCUUUAGUCGGAAUGGAGACCUUAAAAUACACCUGCGGACUCACACAGGGGAGAAACCAUUUAAAUGUAUUGAGUGCGGAAAGUGUUUUAGUCGGAAUGCUGACCUUAAAUUACACCUGUGGACUCACACAGGGGAGAAACCAUUUAAAUGUAUUGAGUGCGGAAAGAGUUUUAUUCGGAAUGCAAGCCUUAAAUUACACCUGCGGACUCACACAGGUGAAAAACCAUAUAAAUGUAUGGAGUGCGGAAAGUGUUUUAGUCAGAAUGGAGACCUUAAAUUACACCUGCGGACUCACACAGGGGAGAAACCAUGUAAAUGUAUGGAGUGCGGAAAGAGCUUCAGUUGCAAUCUAACCCUUAGAAGACACCAACGGACUCACACGGGUGAAAAACCGUAUAAAUGUAUGGAGUGCGGAAAGAGUUUUAGUCAGAAUAGAGACCUUAAAUUACACCAGCGAACUCACACGGGAGAAAAACCAUAUAAAUGUAUGGAGUGUGGAAAGAGCUUCAUUUCGAGUGGACAGCUCAAUAUUCAUCUACAGACUCACACAGGUGAGAAACCUUUUAAAUGUAUGGAGUGCAGAAAGAGUUUUAGUCAGAAUAGAGACCUUAAAUUACACCAGCGGACUCACACAGGUGAAAAACCAUAUGAAUGUAUGGAGUGUGGAAAGCGCUUUAGUGAAAAUGGAAACUUUAGAAGACACCAACGGGUUCACACAGGGGAGAAACCAUUUAAAUGCAUGAAGUGUGGAAAGAACUUCACUUUCAAUGUAUCCCUUAGAAGCCAUCAAUGGACUCACACAGGUGAAAAAGCAUAUAAAUGUCUGCAGUGUGGAAAGAGCUUCAUUUCGAGUGGAGAGCUCAAUUUUCAUCUAAAGACUCACACAGGGGAGAAACCAUUUAAAUGCAUGGAGUGCGGAAAGAGCUUCAGUGUCAAUGCAACCCUCAGAAGGCAUGAACGGACUCACACGGAAGAGAAACCAUAUAAAUGUAUGGAGUGCGGAAAGAGUUUUAAUGAUAAUGGAAACCUUAGAAGACACCAACGGACUCACACAGGCGAAAAACCAUAUAAAUGUAUGGAUUGUGGAAAGAGCUUUAGUUGGAAUAGAGACCUUAAAUUACACCAGCGGAUUCACACGGGUGAAAAACCAUAUAUUGUAUAUUCCUGCGUAUAAGACUACUUUUUAACCCAGGAAAAUCUUCUCAAAAGUUGGGGGUCGUCUUAUACGCUGGGUCGACUUAUACGCCGGAAUAUAAGGUAAAUGUAUGGAGUGUGGAAAGAAUCAUAGAAUCAUAGAGUUGGAAGAGACCACAAGGGCCAUCCAGUCCAAUCCCCUGCCAAGCAGGAAACACCAUCAAAGCAUUCUUGACAUAUGCCUGUCAAGCCUCUGCUUAAAGACCUCCAAAGAAGGAGACUCCACCACAAUCCUUGGUAGCAAAUUCCACUGCCGAACAGCUCUUACUGUCAGGAAGUUCUUCCUAAUGUUUAGGUGGAAUCUUCUUUCUUGAAGUUUGAAUCCAUUGCUCCGUGAAGAACUUCAGUAGGAGUGGACAACUCAAUAUUCAUAUACAGACUCACACAGGUGAGAAACCAUAUAAAUUUAUGGAGUGCGGAAAGUGUUUUAGUCGGAAUAGAGACCUUAAAUUACACCAGCGGACUCACACAGGUGAAAAACCAUAUAAAUUUAUGGAGUGCGGAAAGAGCUUCAGUUUCAAUGCAACCCUUAGAAGGCAUGAACGGACUCACACGGAAGAGAAACCAUAUAAAUGUAUGGAGUGCGGAAAGAGUUUUAGUGAUAAUGGAAACCUUAGAAUACAUCAACGAACUAAUAGAAUCAUAGAGUUGGAAGAGACCACAAGGGCCAUCCAGUCCAACCCCCUGCCGAGCAGGAAACACCAUCAAAGCAUUCUUGACAUAUGCCUGUCAAGCCUCUGCUUAAAGACCUCCAAAGAAGGAGACUCCACCACACUCCUUGGUAGCAAAUUCCAUUGUCAGGAAGUUCUUCCUAAUGUUUAGGUGGAAUCUUUUUUCUUGUAGUUUGAAUCCAUUGCUCCGUGUCCGCUUCUUUGGAGCAGCAGAAAACCACCUUUCUCCCUCCUCUAUAUGACACCCUUUUAUAUAUUUGAACAUGGCUAUCAUAUCACCCCUUAACAUUCUCUUCUCCAGGCUAAACAUACCCAGCUCCCUAAGCCGUUCCUCAUAAGGCAUUGUUUCCAGGCCUUUGACCAUUUUGGUUGCCCUCUUCUGGACAUGUUCCAGCUUGUCAGUAUCCUUCUUGAACUGUGGUGUCCAGAACUGGACACAGUACUCCAGGUGAGAUCUGACCAGAGCGGAAUAGAGUGGUAUGAUUUAGAUGCUACACUUCUAUUGAUGCAGCCCAGAAUUGCAUUGGCUUUUUUAGCUGCUGCAUCACACUGUUGACUCAUGUCAAGUUUGUGGUCUACCAAGACUCCUAGAUCCUUUUCACAUGUACUGCUCUCAAGCCAGGUGUCACCAAUCCUGUAUUUGUGCCUUUCAUUAUUAUUUUUUGCCCAAGUGUAGUACUUUACAUUUCUCCCUGUUAAAAUUCAUCUUGUUUGCUUUGGCCCAGUUAUCUAAUCCGUUUUGAAGUGUGAUCCUGUCCUCUGGGGUAUUAGCCACCCCUCCCAAUUUGGUGUCAUCUGCAAACUUGCUCAGGAUGCCCUCAAGCCCAUCAUCCAAGUCAUUGAUAAAGAUGUUGAAUAAGACUGGGCCCAAGACAGAACCCUGUGGCACCCCACUAGUCACUACUCUCCAGGAUGAGGAGGAGCCACUGAUGAGCACCCUUUGGGUUCAGUCAGUCAGCCAGUUACAAAUCCACUGAAGGUAGCAUUGUCUAGCCCGCAUUUUACCAGCUUCUUUACAAGAAUAUCAUGGGGCACCUUGUCAAAGGCUUUGCUGAAAUCAAGAUAGGCUACAUCCGCAGCGUUCCCUUCAUCUACCAGGUUUGUAAUUCUGUCAAAAAAUGAGAUCAGAUUGGUCUGACAUGACUUAUUUUUCAGAAACUGACUUUGAGUGAUCACAGCAUUCCUUUCCAGGUGCUCACAGACCGUUUGCUUAAUGAUCUAGAAUCUUUCCUGGUAUUGAUGUCAGGCUGACUGGGCCGUAAUUGUUUGGGUCCUCUCCUUUCCCCCUUUUGAAAAUAGGGACUACAUUUGCCCUCCUCCAGUCUGCUGGAACUUUGCCUGUUCUCCAAGGAUUUUCAAAGAUUAUUGCCAGUGAUUCUGAAAUCACCUCUGCCAGUUCUUUUAAUACUCUUGGAUGUAGUUCACCUGGCCCUGGAGACUUGAAUACAUCUAAACUAACCAAGUAUUCUUGUACUACCUCCUUACUUAUUCUGGGCUGUGUUUCCUCUGCUGAAUCAUCUGCUCCAUAUUCUUCAGGUCGCGCAUUGUUUUCUUUUUUGGAGAAGACUGAGGCAAAGAAGGCAUUGAGGAGUUCUGCCCUUUCUCUGCCCCCUGUUUGCAUUUCACCCUCUUCUCCUCUAAGUGACCCCACUGUUUCCUUGUUCUUCCUUUUGCUACGGACAUACCCAUAAAAGCCCUUUUUGUUGCUUUUAACCUCUCUAGCAAGCCUGAGUUCAUUCUGUGCUUUAGCUUUUCUGACUUUGUCUCUACACGUGCUGGCUAUAUGUUUGAAUUCCUCUCUGGUGAUUUCCCCCUUUUUCCAUUUUUUUGUACAUAUCCCUUUUAAAUCUUAACUCAGUUAAAAAUUCUUUAGAUAGCCACCCUGGCUUCUUUAGGCACCUUCCAUGUUUCCGUCUCAUUUGUAUUGCCUGAAGUUUGCUUUUAAUAUCUCGCUUUUAACAAACUCCCAACCAUCAAAACUCACACAGGGGAGAAACCUUUUAAAUGCAUGGAGUGUGGAAAGAGCUUCAGUCAGAGUGGAUCCCUUAAUUUACGUCAACAAACUUACACAGGAGACAAACCAUAUAAAUGUCAGGAAAGUAGAUAGAGGUCCAGCCGUAGUGGAAGUUCUACAUCAACAGACUCAUGGACAGUAAGAACUUUAAGAGUUGAAACCCUACAAACCUAUCAACAAAUUCAAAGAGAAGCAGUUUAAAUGGAAAGAUUGCAGAAAGUGCUUUACGUAGUUACAAUGAAGAAGAGUUUGGAUUUGAUAUCCCGCUUUAUCACUACCCGAAGGAGUCUCAAAGCGGCUAACAAUCUCCUUUCCCUUCCUCCCCCACAACAAACACUCUGUGAGGUGAGUGGGGCUGAGAGACUUCAGAGAAGUGUGACUAGCCGAAGGUCACGCAGCAGCUGCAUGUGGAGGAGCGGAGACGCGAACCCGGUUUCCCAGAUUACAAGUCUACCACUCUCAACAACUACACCACACUGGCUCUCACCAGUGUUAAUGGAGUGUUUAAGGAACAUCUAGGGAGUCUAAAUUAAAAGAAAAAUAAAAAAUAAUAAGUUGCAUUACUGAAAUAAAUGCACUUUUCAACAAUAUUCUAAUUUUCCAAGUUUCACCUGUAUAAUGGAGUGUUUAAGGAACAUCUAGCGAGUCUCACAGGGGAGAACCCAUUUAGAUGUGUGGAGUGCAGAACGUCUUCCUGUCAGAGUCCACUCUUUUCUUUACCGCAAUGAACUAGGCAGGAAAUCAGUCAUAAAUGUAUGACGUGCAUUAUUUGAAGUUAUUGUCUUUACAUGUAAAACUGAACAGCAAUGAAAUAUUGAAGGCAAUGUCUCACAAUAGGGAGUAUAAUUUUAGAUGUAAGAUACCUUUUGAUAGAGAGGGGGAAUCUGGAUUGCUGGUGGUGAGUGAGGAUUAGGGCUGGCCCAUAUAUUAAUAUCUCGUCCAAUACCAGUUUCUAGACCACAUCGCGAUAACCUUUGAAAAACAAUUGAUAUGGCAAUAAACCGUGAAUCACAGUGUGUGUUUCUGGGAUGUGCCUGGAAGCAGCCGGCAGAAAACUUUGCUUCGUGAAGCCCCUGCAGAUGCUGAGUUGCUGACUUCCCUCCCAGACGACAGGAAGCGAAAAACACACCUCCAUUGCAGUUUGUCAUUCCAGCCUCUCUCCUCCCUUGCUCCCUUCUGCUGGUGUGUGUGCCUGACUUAGUUAUCCUGUGUGGUGUAUUUUUUUACUUCUGAAACUGGAUUUGCUCUCAGGAGCUAAGUUUUGUUCCUCACCGGGGACCCAAUGAGAACUGUAUGCUUUGAAACCUCAAUAAACUAUUACUGAAGAAGUCCUGCUGCCUGUGUGUGUGUUUUUGACCUCUGCAUGGGAAUUGCUCUACACUUGGCCCCUUCCCCGCUGAUGUUUAGUUUAUGCCCUGGAGUUUCUGUACUCAAGCAUGCAAGGUGUGUGUGUGUGUGUGUGUGUGUGUGUGUGUGUGUGUGUGUGUGUAAGCAUGUGUGCAAGCAAGAUGGGUGCAUUUGUGUGUGACCAGUUUUUGCACCAAACUCUGUCACCUCCACCACUGCAUGAUCUCCAAACACUACCGGUACUUAUUCACCAGAACUUCAUCUCUGCCCCCUGCGCGUUCUGAAGAAAACUUAAAAUGCUGCAAUUUAAUGGGAGAUCCCCCCCCCCACAAGCCUAAUUGCAAGAGGGGGAAGGAGUCUCCUGGUGGGUCUGUCUUCACUCAUGAACCCCAUGGGGCAGCCCCAGAGCUACUGCUUAUUCUGGGAUUUGGGGAAGAUAGUAUUUUUCCAUAGUCCCAGAUGUUAUUACUCUUCCUGCCAGAGGACCACAGUGCAUUGUUAUCCUACUUAUUUUCCUGUUGUUGCUGUCAUGGACUGGCAGGGUGAAAGGGGUGUGUGUGUUAGUACGCUUUCCAGCCCACAUCUUAAGCGUGUGCAUGGGCCUGGUGACUGGAGCACCUUCACCGACCUUCUGAUCACAGGAACAUAGACACAGCAUUCCUGGAGAACAGGUCCUGGUGCAGUGGACUCACAUCUGCUCAUUGUGAGCACCAAAGCUCAGCAGAGUAAAACAGAAGCAAAGCUGUGGAGGUUUUGAAGCAUACCUAAUUUACAAAUCACUACAGACAUGCAUGAGAGGAGCAGCUCUCAUACAACCAUCUUUUCUCUACACAGAUGAAAACGAAAACAUUUUUGUUCCAGAGACAGAAGAACUGAAGAGCAGCUUCUGCCCCCUCCUUUCUCAUAACAUGAAAGUAAAAAAAAAAAGAUCAGGCGAUUCUUGCAAUGGGAGGGGUGAAAAUGCCAACAACCUCCCCCUUUUCAUACCAACCAUUGCAGAAUCUUAUACAUUUGCAAUUUAUGUACAUAUGCACUCAGUUGUUCUCUGUUAACAACUUUAGUCAGUACAUCCGCAGGAAUUUCUUUCCCUGGCAUGUAGGACGCUUUUACAAUUCUUCUUGGGAUGCAUUCUCUUGCAUGAUGAAGCUUAAUUUGUAGGUACUUUGUCCUCUGUUUGCACCCUUCAGAGUGGCGUAAAGCUAUGCAAGCUUUAUUGUCCUGAUAGACUUGAACAGGACAGGUAACCUUCACUUUUACAUCUUCACACAGCUGUAAUAACAACUCUAUGUCCAUAAGGGAAAGAGUCAAAGUGUUAAGUUCCGCUUCGCAUGAACUUAUGCUUACCGUUGCCUGCUUUCUACAAGACCAAUCAAAUAGACAUUGAUUAUACAGAUAGCACACACCUGAAGUUCUUUUGCUAUCAGUUGCAUCACUCCCAAAACUGGCAUCGGCGUAAGUUUCAAGACCUCCAGAUUUUUGGCUUGUAAGCCUUAAUCUGUAAUGCAUAGUGCCCUUUAAAUAUCUCGCUAUGCGUUUCAGUGCCUUCCUGUCUUGAAUUGUGGGAUGAUUUGCAUAUCUGCUGAGCAGAUUCACACUAACAGCAAUGUCUGAUCUAGUACACCUUGCGAUAAA
Molecule: messenger RNA, 7353 nt
Organism: Zootoca vivipara (common lizard)
Lineage: Eukaryota; Metazoa; Chordata; Lepidosauria; Squamata; Lacertidae
Source: RefSeq, a predicted model, not a curated record